Megalops cyprinoides (Indo-Pacific tarpon) is the source of this 2187-nucleotide messenger RNA. Its product is annotated as coiled-coil domain-containing protein 107-like. Gene Ontology annotation, biological process: protein localization to cell surface; synaptic transmission, cholinergic. NCBI's taxonomy places the organism in Eukaryota, Metazoa, Chordata, Actinopteri, Elopiformes, Megalopidae. Gene Ontology annotation, cellular component: intracellular membrane-bounded organelle; neuron projection; neuronal cell body. The record is from RefSeq and is a predicted model, not a curated record. The transcript is spliced from 6 exons. The coding region runs from base 124 to 1062 and encodes 312 amino acids.
GGUGUAAACGAUUUGACAGCUGCUCAUGCAAAAGCGAUUCAGCAGGACACUUUCAGCAUAGAAGAAAUCAACACAGGAAUAAUAACACUGCUUACAUGUAGAGUCACGUUUUGGCUUGAAAUAAUGGUGCUGUCAUCCUCUCAGCAGCUUGUGGUCGCUUUCACGGCUGUGCUGUUCGCUUUCGUGGUUUUCCCCAGAAUGUUUGGCGGCGGGGCUGGAUCAAAGGAAACAAGAGGGUUCGAUCCGCGUUAUAACAGGAAAGUAGGUCCAGGUCUGAGUCCAGGCCCAAGGGGACAUCAGAUGAACGUAAAUCCUCCAGGAUCAAAAGGCCAGACGUUUGACAAUAUGCAGCAAAUGAGAAAAAUGAUGGAACAAGAAAUGAAAAGCGAAAAGUACAAAGCGAAUAGCAAGGGAUACGUGUUUACCCUCAUGCCUCUCUACGCCAUCGGAGUGGGGAUCUUUGCAGUAUACAAGUUUAUAAAGAUCAAAUCAAAAGAGGAAACUAAAGCUGUAAAGGAUAAGACUGUCAAAGGAGCAAAGAAGCCGAUAGAGACAGAAAACCAGCUGAACGAACUGGAGCAACGUUUAGCGCAGACAGAGAAGAUGCUGAAUUCAAUACUAACUCAGCUGGAUCCACUAACAAACUGUGUGAAGUCAGUGGCAUUUGAACAGAAGAAUGAAAUCAUGUCCCAGCUCCAGAGUAUCAGACACCUUAUGAAAAAGAGGGGCAUGGACUGCCCUCCAAUCAACCUCGAAGAGCCCUCAUGUCAGAGGAAUUUGGAUGACCUCAUCGAGUCCCUGACAGCGCAGGAGUCACAGCCAACAGCCCCAGUGAUGGAGGAGGAGGAGCAGAACAUCAGUGGACAGGGAGUGGCAGAGGGCGAAGAGGAAUCUCCUCAAGAGCAAAGCGUGGAGGACGAGGAAGAGGAGGAGGAAGAUGGUGACAGGGUCACCCACACGUCCUCCUUGGAUGAGUCCUCAGAAACAAACAUUGAGGAUGUUGGGAGACUCUCAGAAGAGAUGCCGGUAACUGGGCUGAGACGACGCAACAGACCAGAAUGAACAAUAUUUUUAAUCAAAUCUGAAUUUCUAUUUAUUUUUUCAUUGUCACUGGCGCUGCACCCUGUUACCAAACACUUCCUUAUCGUCAUUGCAAGACUGCCGAGUGCAAGAGUUUUUGUUCAGCACAUUAUUUUGUGUGGCCAUCUUAUUGUGGUGUAUUCAUAUGAAUUGUGAAUGUUUUUUUAUUACAGGUAUAAACAUUGCCUAUGAAAUACUGUCAUCCAGCAAAGUAGGGUUAAAAUAAGAUGAAACAUACAUAAUACAUAUCCUAAAAACUUUGCAAGUAUCUAUGACUGCAAUGCUAAGAGCCCCUUUUGGCAUGUACAUACACAGUACAAACAUAGUCCUAUAUAUUGCAUGCUGUCACUGUUUGACAAGUUUGGUAUCGAUUUAAUUACCAUUAAUUUUUAUUUCAGGCAAACAACUAACCUUAUCUGCUGUUUAUGAGUAGAGAAGGCAUAACAGACCUAUUAUACAUUUCAGAAUUAUGACACUAAGAGGUCUGCAUCUCAGAAGCUAAAACUGCAAUGUCUGCAUUGCAUUAAGCUAAUAUUUAUUUGGUUGAUGUGCUUAUCCAGAGGAACAUACCAAGCAGAAGGAACGUGUACAUAAUACACAUAGAAACUGCUUGACAAGCCAGUAGCAUAAGACAUUAUUGUGAGCAGCUAUCAAAAUAUUGCUACUUGGUGGCAUUUGCAAAUACAGCGCUUGGACUGAAGAUGACAAAGAGGACUAGGUGAAGAAUGAUAAUUUAUGUACUUUAUUCUUUUCCUGGUAUAAACAAUGUCAACUGAACAUGCCUGUUGUUUUAAAAUUACUCAAAGAGUAAAGUCUUAAAUUAGCCAUCAGGCAAGUGGCUGCCUUACAGUUUUUGUAAUCCUGAAACAUGCACGAGGAAUAACCAAGAAGAGCAGACUUGCUUUUUGAAUCUCUUGACAUCUGCAAAUGCAUAUUUGCUUGUCUGUAUGCUUUAUGUGAUGUGUUCGGUAUUGCCUUUACUUGUCUCAUGAUGUGCAUUGUAGAUUAUAUAUAUAUAUAUGUGUGAACACUGUGGAAUUAUGGGAAGCAAACUCUGUUAUGAAAGACUGAGUGAACACUCCUUGCCUUACUGAAAAUAAAUUAUGA